Bubalus bubalis (water buffalo) is the source of this 1637-nucleotide messenger RNA. RefSeq names its product DDB1- and CUL4-associated factor 12-like protein 2. The record is from RefSeq and is a predicted model, not a curated record. NCBI's taxonomy places the organism in Eukaryota, Metazoa, Chordata, Mammalia, Artiodactyla, Bovidae. Gene Ontology annotation, molecular function: protein binding. Gene Ontology annotation, cellular component: Cul4-RING E3 ubiquitin ligase complex. The transcript has a single exon. Bases 61 to 1464 code for a protein of 467 amino acids.
GACUCCUCGCCCGGCUCGCCAGCCCUGUCUUCCCACGCCGCCACCCGCCCGCCGCCCGGCAUGGCCCUGCAGCAAACAGGUAAGAAGACGCGGGAAGAGCCUGUGCCGCAGAAGGCCGCAGAGGGCUCGUCGUCGCUGAGCUCGUCGUCGCCGGGCUCGGCGGCGGUGCACGCAGACGGCCCGCAGCCUCCCAAGAAGCCCAAGCGGACGGUGGUGCGGCGCUCACUGGUGGACUACCUGAAGGGGCGCGAGGUGGGCGCGCGGGGCCGCGCGGGGCUCUCAGGCUUCGAUAGCGAGCUGCAUGGCCUCGCGGUGCGGAAGCUGCCAGAGCUGCUGCAGGAGCGCGAACUGUCCUUGGGCGCCAUGGACAAGGUGUUCGCGUCGCAGUGGCUGAACGCCAGGCAGGUGGUGUGCGGUACCAAGUGCAACACGCUCUUCGUGGUGGACGUGCAGUCCAGCCAGGUAACGCGCAUCCCCCUCAUGAGGGAUCGUCGGCACUCGCCGGCCCACGCCCAGCAGGGCUGCGGCAUCCAUGCCCUCCAGCUGAAUCCCUCCAAGACGCUGCUGGCCACCAGGGGUGAGAACCCCAACAGCCUGGCCAUCUACUGGUUGCCAACGCUGGAUCCCUUGUGCCUGGGCGACGACGGCCACAAAGACUGGAUCUUCGCCGUCGACUGGAUGAGCGACACGGUGGUGGUGAGCGGCUCCCGCGAAGGCACCUUGGGCAUCUGGAAGAUAGACCCCGACAUAUUCCGGAGCAGCAUGGCCUGGCACCCUGGUGCAGGGCUCUCCGUGUAUGCCCACAUCCGUCCCAUGGAAGUGGAGGAUGUCCCCAGGGCCGACAUCAACCCAGGUAACUGCAAGGUGCGAGCUGUGGCCUUCGGCGCCAAGAGGCAGGAGCUGGGAGCCGUGACCAUGGAUGGCUACUUCCACCUGUGGAAAGCCCAGAAUACCCUGUCCAGGCUGUUGUCCAUCAGACUGCCUUACUGCAGAGACAACGUGUGCCUGACCUACUGCGAUGAGUUGUCCCUGUACGCGGUAGGCUCCCAGUCCCAUAUCUCUUUCCUGGAUCUGCGCCAGGAUCACCAGAGCAUCCGGUAUCUGUGCUCCCGCGAGGGCAGCACGGGUGUGCGCUCCCUGAGCUUCUAUGAGCACAUCGUCACCGUGGGCACCGGCCACGGCUCUCUGCUCUUCUAUGACUUCCGCGCGCAGAAGUUCCUGGAGGAGAAGGUCUCUGACAGCCAGCGCUCCUCUCCGCGGCCCACAGGGAAGAGGUUCAGGCUGAUCUGUGGCAGAGGCUGGCUCAACCAAGAUGACCUGCAGAUGAACUACUUCAGUGCCUUGGGCGAGUUGCCUAAUGCUCUCUACACCCACUGUUACAACUGGCCGGAGAUGAAGCUCUUCGUCGCUGGCGGCCCUCUUCCUUCAAGCCUCCGUGGGAACUAUGCAGGCCUCUGGAGCUAAGGAUGGCCGCCCUGUCCUCAAAGUGCCCAGAUUUACCUUCCGGUCCCCUCGCGCUUUUCUCCUUUGCCCUGUGUUUGUGCUUCUGAGUCUGUGUGGCUUUUAUCUUUCAGAUUAAAAAAAUCCAGUUUACCUCUGCUUAGGGUAUUAGGCAAAGAGAGAUGGCGACCUAGAGA